AGAGGCAGUGUCAAUUACUAACAAAUAAAAAAAGGAAAAAAAGAAAAAAAGCAAUGGGAUACGCAUCACUUGAGCCUCACCUCCCUUCAUCGCAUGCGCUGCUACCACCAGGAACUUAUCUCUCCAUUUCAGAUACACAGGCAUCAGAUGGAAAUUUCUUGUUACACCAUUUCAUUUCCAACUACAUUAAGGCUGAUCACAAUGUUGUCCUCGUGGGAUUGGCUGGGAUUCUAGUUCAUUAUACGAUGGUCGGACGUAAACUGGGUGUGAAUCUGACAACAGCAAAGACAAAAGGCACCUUUUAUUUUGUGGAUGGACUGACACAACUCACGGACUACGCCGCACCAAACAAGGAUUUUCUGAUCAAGCCCACGGAGGCCAAACAAUCUGGAGAGCAACGACCAACGACAUCACCAUCUCAGUCAGCAACAACACCAUCUUCAAGUACUUCAAGACCAACACAGAGAACAGCAACUCCAGUAGCUACAGCACCUACAGCACUUCCGGUGGUCUUGAGCUAUAGCCCAAAGCUCUUAGAUUUCUAUAAAGUGCUUGAGGAUCUCAUCAAGAAUACGGUUUCAAAAAACAAUGUCAAGGAGAAACAGUUAUGCUUGAUUCUGGACGAUCUUUCAGUGUUGUUAAACUGUGGAUGGCCUUGUCGAGAUGUCAUGGGACUCGUACGCUAUCUCAAGUUGCUUGUCGCUAAGUUUAACGGAAGCUUGAUCACCCUCGUACACGCAGAUGCAGUACUGGCAGAGGAAGUUCCACAAGAUGGUCUUGUAAAAGGAGUGUUUUAUGAGGCUGACUAUAUCAUCGAUGUACGCGAUCUUGACAGUGGUGGCUCAAGAGAUGUUCAUGGCCAGCUUUCAAUGCUACAUGGUCCACGCUAUCUACUUCGACAACGUGCAGGCCAUGUCAAAGAAAAUGACUGGCCUGCACUAACGUUGCACUACAAGAUCUUGGAUAAUAACGUUGAAGUGUUUGCUAAAGGCUAUUCAUCAGGAGUUUUAUAAAAUCUUGAAUUCAA
This is a messenger RNA of Lobosporangium transversale, 1027 nucleotides long. RefSeq lists its product as hypothetical. The transcript has 4 exons. Gene Ontology annotation, biological process: tRNA wobble uridine modification. The coding region runs from base 54 to 1013 and encodes 319 amino acids. The record is from RefSeq and is a predicted model, not a curated record. Lineage: Eukaryota; Fungi; Mortierellomycota; Mortierellomycetes; Mortierellales; Mortierellaceae. Gene Ontology annotation, cellular component: elongator holoenzyme complex.